UCAUAACAUACACGUUAAAAGUCGGAAAAGAAACAAAUUUCGAAAGAAGCAGUUUAGUAAAAUUGUUAUUUGCACUCAAACGCUUAUCUUUCGAAAAUGGGUAACGUGAUGGCGUCCACAGAAAGCGUAGGGUCGUCUCGUGGGCGUGGGAAUGUGUCUUCCGGAUCGCGCUUGCAGGAGGCGUCUACCACCGCAGUAGCCGGAAUGCCGCCACAGAUGGUUAAGGAGUUAGAAGUGGAGGCUCGUAAGACGGAGCUGUCAAAUCCCGGAACAGUUGAGGAACUGCACAGUCGCUGUCACGACAUACAGGCCAACACCUUUGAGGGGGCCAAGAUCAUGCUGAACAAGGGGCUGAGUAACCACUUUCAAGUAACGCACACCAUCAAUAUGAACUCGUCGGCGCCAAGUGGUUAUCGCUUCGGAGCCACGUAUGUGGGAACCAAGCAAUACGGUCCGAAUGAGGCCUUUCCAGUUCUCCUUGGUGAAAUCGAUCCGUUGGGCAACCUCAAUGCAAACGUGAUCCAUCAACUGACCUCUCGACUGCGCUGUAAGUUUGCAUCUCAGUUCCAGGACUCCAAGUUGGUGGCGACCCAGUUUACGGGGGACUAUCGCGGUAGAGACUACACAAUAUCCUUGACAUUGGGCAACCCGGGCAUCCUGACGGGCUCCGGGGUUAUUGUUUGCCAGUACUUGCAGGCAGUCACCCAAAGACUGGCCCUUGGAUCAGAGUUGGCCUACCAAUACGGACCCAAUGUUCCCGGACGGCAAGUAGCUGUGUUAUCGGCGGUAGGACGCUAUGCUGUCGAUGAUUCCGUGUGGUCUUGCACUUUGGGACCUGGUGGCUUUCAUCUUAGCUACUACCAGAAGGCCAGUGAUCAGCUGCAGAUCGGAGUCGAGGUGGAGACGAAUCUCCGCCUACAAGAGUCUACGGCUUCGGUUGCCUACCAAGUGGAUCUCCCCAAGGCAGAUCUGGUAUUUCGUGGGAGUCUCGAUUCGAACUGGCACAUUGCUGGCGUCCUCGAGAAACGCUUGCAACCACUUCCGCUUUCGUUCGCCAUCAGCGGUCGCAUGAAUCAUCUUAAAAACAGCUUUCGGCUGGGCUGUGGACUCAUGAUCGGAUAAAUCGCAUCCAUUCAAGUCUAGUGAGGAACAAGGAUUUAUGAAGAUUAAAUUCAAAAAGCGAUUGCUUUCAUUUUACUAGGCCAUUAUACGCAAAGGCUGCCGAAUCUUUAAUUUAUCGGAUUUUAACAGUGCUCAGUUUAAAAAUUAAAAAUUAAAAUGUCAGCAACGAAUAUCAAAAA
Drosophila subpulchrella is the source of this 1301-nucleotide messenger RNA. It is a transcript of the gene tomboy40, whose product is annotated as mitochondrial import receptor subunit TOM40 homolog 2. Bases 97 to 1122 code for a protein of 341 amino acids. Gene Ontology annotation, cellular component: mitochondrial outer membrane; mitochondrial outer membrane translocase complex. The transcript has a single exon. Gene Ontology annotation, molecular function: transmembrane protein transporter activity. Gene Ontology annotation, biological process: protein import into mitochondrial matrix. The record is from RefSeq and is a predicted model, not a curated record. NCBI's taxonomy places the organism in Eukaryota, Metazoa, Arthropoda, Insecta, Diptera, Drosophilidae.